This is a messenger RNA of Phyllopteryx taeniolatus (common seadragon), 3598 nucleotides long. Its product is annotated as NAD(P) transhydrogenase, mitochondrial-like. NCBI's taxonomy places the organism in Eukaryota, Metazoa, Chordata, Actinopteri, Syngnathiformes, Syngnathidae. Gene Ontology annotation, biological process: NADPH regeneration; proton transmembrane transport. Gene Ontology annotation, cellular component: mitochondrial inner membrane. Gene Ontology annotation, molecular function: NAD binding; NADP binding. The record is from RefSeq and is a predicted model, not a curated record. Bases 215 to 3430 code for a protein of 1071 amino acids. The transcript is spliced from 22 exons.
UCCGGAGAGCGGAAGGUCGUUGUGCGAGUGUGCGUGGACGUGCAGUGGGCAGGCGCUCGAGUGGAGUGUGGAGAGUGGCACGGCUGCAGGCCUCCCCUACCAACUUGUGAGACUCGACUUCAACUGUUGACCCGGUGGAGCGGCUUAAAAAAAAAAAAAAAGUAAAAAAAAAAAAAGACCCCAGAAGGAGUCGCCGGGCGGACGCUCCGUGGCCAUGUCGACCCUCUUGCACUGCAUCUCCAGCUCGUCUCUCACUGUGCUCCAACGAGGCGUACGUCAGAAAAUACCAGCGAGGAGGAAUUUCAGGACCUUCCCUGUGUUAUGGGACCAAAACGCCUCCAAAGGUGUUCUCUACAAGGAUCUGGUGGUCGGCGUUCCCAAGGAGACGUUCCAGAACGAGCGACGUGUGGCGUUGUCGCCUGCCGGGGUGCAGGCGCUGGUCAAGCAAGGCUUCAGCGUGAAGGUGGAGAGCGGAGCCGGUGAGGACUCCAAGUUCUCCGACCAGCAGUACAAAGAUGCAGGCGCCAGCAUCACUGAUGUCAAAGGAGUCCUUGGAUCAGACCUGGUCCUCAAGGUUCGAGCACCCAGUCUGAGCGAGGCAGACCUUCUGAAGCCAAAAUCCACCCUGGUGAGCUUCAUCUAUCCAGCUCAGAAUCCAGAGCUCAUGAAGAAGCUGUCAGAGCGGAAGAGCACAGUGUUGGCCAUGGAUCAAGUGCCCAGAGUCACCAUCGCGCAAGGCUACGACGCGCUCAGCUCCAUGGCCAAUAUCGCCGGGUACAAGGCUGUAGUUCUGGCUGCCAACCACUUUGGUAGAUUCUUCACCGGUCAGAUCACAGCGGCAGGAAAAGUACCACCAGCUAAGGUCCUGGUCAUCGGAGGAGGUGUCGCGGGUUUAGCAGCAGCGGGGGCAGCCAAAUCCAUGGGAGCCAUUGUGCGAGGAUUUGACACAAGACCAGCUGCUCUGGAGCAGUUCAAGUCGUUUGGGGCGGAGCCUUUAGAAGUGGACAUGAAAGAGUCCGGCGACGGGGUCGGAGGUUACGCCAAAGAAAUGUCAAAGGAGUUCAUUGAAGCCGAGAUGGCGCUGUUCGCCAAGCAGUGUAAAGAAGUCGACAUUGUCAUCAGCACCGCCCUGAUUCCAGGAAAGAGGGCUCCCAUUCUGAUCAAGAAGGAAUUUGUGGAGUCCAUGAAGGACGGUUCCGUGGUGGUGGAUCUGGCUGCAGAGGCGGGGGGUAACAUUGAGACCACCAGGCCUGGAGAGCUGCACAUUCACAAGAACGUGACCCACAUCGGCUACAUGGACCUGCCCAGCCGCUUGGCCACCCAAGCCAGCACCCUCUACUCCAACAACGUACUGAAGCUGCUGAAGGCCAUCAGUCCCGACAAGGAGUACUUCCACUACGAGCCCAAAGAGGAUUUUGACUACGGCACGAUGGACCACGUCAUCCGCGGGACGCUUGUGAUGAAGGAUGGCCAGAAUACGUUCCCCGCGCCCCUCCCGAAGACCGUCCCCCCGCCGCCAGUCAAACAGAAGUCCAUGGCAGAGUUGGAGGCAGAGAAAGUGGCUGCUGUUUCUCCGUUUAAACGCACAAUGACCAAUGCUGGCGUCUACACUACAGGUUUGUCCACCUGUCUGGCUCUGGGCCUCAUCUCUCCCAACACAGCCUUCACGCAAAUGGUGACCACCUUCGGCCUGGCUGGGAUCGUGGGGUACCACACGGUGUGGGGCGUGACCCCCGCGCUGCACUCGCCCCUAAUGUCCGUCACCAACGCCAUCUCAGGUCUGACGGCAGUCGGCGGUCUGGUUCUGAUGGGAGGGGGUCUCACGCCGUCCUCACUUCCUGAGAGUCUCGCCCUUGCGGCUGCCUUCAUUUCCUCCAUCAACAUUGCUGGCGGUUUCCUGAUCACCCAGCGGAUGCUGGACAUGUUCAAGCGUCCCACUGACCCCCCGGAGUACAACUACCUGUACGCGUUACCCGGGGCUGCCUUCGUCGGUGGAUACGGCGCAUCCGUGGCAGCUGGUUACAACAUUGAACAGAUGAUGUACCUGGGCUCCGGCUUGUGCUGCGUCGGUGCGCUGGCAGGCCUCUCCGCUCAGGGCACCAGUCGACUUGGAAACGCGCUGGGCAUGAUGGGAGUCGCAGGAGGCAUCGCCGCCACCCUAGGUGCCCUCAAGCCUUCCCCGGAGCUGCUGUCACAGAUGUCGUUGGCCAUGGCCACUGGUGGGACACUGGGUUUGACCAUUGCCAAGCGGAUCGAAAUCUCGGACUUGCCUCAGUUGGUGGCGGCGUUCCACAGCCUCGUGGGCCUGGCUGCGGUUCUCACCUGCGUGGCGGAGUACAUGAUCGAGUUCCCCCACCUCGACGCUCACCCGGCCGCCGGCGUGCUCAAGACGGUGGCCUACUUGGGCACGUACAUCGGAGGUGUCACCUUUAGUGGAUCGCUGGUCGCCUAUGGCAAGCUGCAAGGCAUCCUGAACUCUGCGCCUCUCCUGUUGCCCGGCCGUCACAUGUUGAAUGCCGGUCUUAUGGCGGCGUCGCUCGGUGGCAUGGUGCCCUUCAUGCUUAGCUCGAGUUACGGCACCGGAAUGGGAUGUCUACUCGGGGUGUCCGGGCUGUCCACUGUUAUGGGCGUCACGCUGACAGCGGCCAUUGGAGGUGCGGACAUGCCGGUGGUCAUCACCGUACUCAACAGCUACUCUGGCUGGGCGCUGUGCGCUGAAGGCUUCCUCCUGGAUAACAAUCUCAUGACCAUCGUCGGCGCCUUGAUCGGCUCCUCGGGAGCCAUCCUCUCUUACAUCAUGUGUGUGGCGAUGAACCGCUCCCUGCCCAAUGUGAUCCUGGGUGGCUACGGCACCACCUCCACAGCGGGCGGCAAACCCAUGGAGAUUGUUGGCACCCACACGGAGGUCAACGUGGACCAGACCAUUGACAUAAUCAAGGAAGCCAACAGCAUCAUCAUCACGCCAGGUUGGGGGUUGUGUGCAGCAAAAGCCCAGUAUCCAAUUGCAGACAUGGUGAAGAUGCUGAAGGAACAAGGCAAGGCUGUCAGGUUUGGUAUCCAUCCAGUGGCUGGGCGUAUGCCAGGCCAGCUGAACGUGCUCUUGGCUGAGGCCGGUGUACCCUACGAUGUGGUCUUGGAGAUGGAUGAGAUCAAUGAAGACUUUCCGGAGACGGACCUGACGCUGGUCAUCGGUGCCAACGACACUGUGAAUUCCGCUGCUCAAGAGGACCCAAACUCCAUAAUUGCUGGCAUGCCUGUCCUGGAGGUGUGGAAGUCCAAACAGGUGAUCGUGAUGAAGCGGACCUUGGGUGUGGGCUACGCCGCCGUGGAUAACCCCAUUUUCUACAAGGCCAACACAUCCAUGUUGCUGGGAGACGCCAAGAAGACAUGCGACAGCCUCCAAGCCAAGAUUAGGGAGGCCUUCUACUAGGCCCCAUGGUACAAAAGAAAUAUUUUUCUUUCCAACCCCAGCAUUGGCUCUUAAGAUAUUUAACUCUGUAUCUAAUGAAAUGGAUGAUCUUAACAUGUACAAUACUAGAUGAGAUUUCAUGAAUGGGACUGUUAUGUACUGGUUUGUAAAUAAAUAUAUUUAAAUGUA